UGCAAACAGCGGGUCGCUGCUGCACAGAUUCGUAGGUUUUAAUGGUUUGAUUGGCGAUAGGGGUGAUCCUCCUGCGACCUCUGACCUCCUCUGAAUCGGGCUGGAUUGUGGUGCUUGCUGUUACAGCUGCAGUCAGCAGUCUUCCUCUUUCCUCAUUGCAUGUGAUCACUUCAACAGAGACUGAGAAUGGAUGAGGCCCCGAGUUCAUGGUUUGACCAGGCGUCGACUCUGCCAGACCAAGGCUCUGAGGACCUGGAGAGCUUCCAAGGUGAAAAGAGAACCAUAAUUCAACAGACAUCUUUGAGCGACCCAAAACUUGAGAAGCUGAAAGAGGUGCUUGUCAGCUGGAUCAAUACGUCUCUAAAGCAGGAGCACAUUGUGGUGCAGAGUCUGGAGGAGGACCUGUACGAUGGCCUGGUGCUGCAUCACCUUUUCUCCAGAUUCACCGGUGUGCACCUGCCAGUGGAGGAGAUUGCAGUGACCACUGUGGCUCAAACGCACAAGCUGGGUGUCAUCAUGGAGGCCCUGAACCAGAGCCUGGCGGUGGGAGACCAGGCGUCCCGGAGGUGGAGCGUGAAGCUCAUUCAUACAAAGGACUUGCUGGCCACUCUCUACCUGCUGGUUGCCAUGGUGAGACGCUUCCAGCCUGACCUAGCCCUUCCCUCCAAUGUCAGUGUGGAGGUAGUCAUGCUCGAGGUAAAUAAAAGUGGGAUCAAGUCAGAAAAACAGGUCGAACACAUUACUGAACCAAGUGAUUCAGCUGAGGAUUCAGCCAAGGAUUCAAAAAAAGGAGAUCCCAUUGAUGAACUCCUGAAGCUGGACCCUCAGAAAAUUGAAACAGUCAAGCAGGCAGUAAUGCACUUUGUCAACAGGAACAUGUCCCCUCUGGGGCUGCAGGUGACAGACCUGGAGAAGCAGUUUGCAGACGGAGUGAUUCUGCUCUUGCUGAUUGGACAGGUGGAGGGGUACUUUGUGCCCCUCUGCGACUUCCACCUCACUCCCACCGCCCAUUCUGAAAUGAUCCACAAUGUUACACUGGCCCUGGACCUGCUUAAUGACCGGGAGCUGCAGGUGUCCAAUGUUGACCCUCAAGAUAUUGUCUCCCAGGAUGUGGCUGCCACACUGAAGGUCCUCUAUGCCCUGUUUAAGAGGCACAAGAGCAAAUGAAGGCUGAAAGACAGACGCAGACCUGUGGACUGGGGAAAUGAGGGAGGAGAGAGACUGGCUUCACAGUGACAUCACUGGAUAUAUCUGCACCACAUCUGAACACAACUGCCUACUACAUUCCAGUACAUGUUUAUUUUCUCACUGUCUUUGAAGAUGCACCCUUCUGAAGAUGCAUUUUAGCAAGUUACAGUAUCAUGACUGAGAUUUAGAAUAGUUUGACAGCAAAUCUUGUAUACUGCCAAGCAAACAUUUGAUAUGUUCAUCCAUUUUGAUUUCAUGAUCUCAUGAUCUUCUAUUGCAUUAUUCAUAAAUUGCUUAUUUUCUCUGCCUAAAAGUUUGUUUUUGAUCUCUCCCUCUUUCCCUUUCACCAACUGCAAAGGAAAUAGCAGUGAGACUCUCACAUCUCUCUCUCUCUCCC
Messenger RNA from Megalops cyprinoides (Indo-Pacific tarpon), 1585 nucleotides. It is a transcript of the gene parvg, whose product is annotated as parvin, gamma. Lineage: Eukaryota; Metazoa; Chordata; Actinopteri; Elopiformes; Megalopidae. The transcript is spliced from 13 exons. Bases 187 to 1167 code for a protein of 326 amino acids. Gene Ontology annotation, cellular component: actin cytoskeleton; cytoplasm; focal adhesion. Gene Ontology annotation, molecular function: actin binding. Gene Ontology annotation, biological process: cell projection assembly; establishment or maintenance of cell polarity; actin cytoskeleton organization. The record is from RefSeq and is a predicted model, not a curated record.